Talaromyces proteolyticus is the source of this 1923-nucleotide messenger RNA. RefSeq names its product conidial pigment biosynthesis oxidase Arb2/brown2. Lineage: Eukaryota; Fungi; Ascomycota; Eurotiomycetes; Eurotiales; Trichocomaceae. The transcript has 8 exons. Gene Ontology annotation, molecular function: oxidoreductase activity; copper ion binding. The record is from RefSeq and is a predicted model, not a curated record. The coding region runs from base 1 to 1923 and encodes 640 amino acids.
AUGGAGUCGUGGUUUCUCCUCCUUCUGAGCAUCCUGCUGCGCGACAUUGUGCUGGUUGCUGGCAAACAUGUGCGACACGAAAUGACGCUGACCUGGGAGCUGGGAGCCCCUAAUGGUCAGGUACGCGAGAUGAUCAAGAUGAAUGGACAAUUCCCGGGUCCUACAUUCGUUUGGGACGAGGACGAUGAUGUUGAGGUCAUUGUCCAUAAUCGUAUGCCAUUUAACAAUACCGUCCACUGGCAUGGCCUCAUGAUGCAAGGUACUCCCUGGUCCGAUGGUGCCCCCGGUCUCUCGCAAAAACCUAUCGAAAUGGACCAAAGUUUCAUCUAUCGCUUCAAGGCCUCUCCAGCAGGGACUCACUGGUAUCAUGCGCAUUCAAGAGCUACCCUGCUUGACGGCUUAUACGGCUCCAUCUUUAUUCGACCAAAGCCAACGGCGCCGGCACCAUGGGAACUAAUUAGUUCCGAUGAAAAAGAGAUCCAAGCCAUGCGCAAGGCGGCGCUAGAUCCGUCCUUGAUGCUGGUGUCGGACUGGUCUCAAUUCAAAUCAUGGGAGUACAUGAACGCCAUGGAUGAGUCGCGAUUGAGUAUGUUCUGCGUCGAUAGUAUCCUGAUCAACGGCAAAGGCAGUGUCUACUGUCCUGGAGAAGAUUAUCUAGUGCAGCAUACUAGCACUUACAUGAAAUAUGCCUUGUAUCCCGGCCACGUCAGUGAUAAGGGAUGCUUCCCAUUCAUGAAAUCCACUGAAGGAAAGUACCUGUCCGACGGACGACCGGAAAAAGUACCGCUCCAUCUACAAAAAGGAUGUAUACCAUCCAAAGGCGACGAGACAGUAGUCGAAGUCGACCCAGAUGCCAACGGAUGGGUCAGUCUAAACUUCAUCGCUGCUACGACGAUGAAGACGGCCAUGUUUGCCGUUGCUGGCCACCGCAUGUGGGUGUACGAGGUCGACGGUCACUAUGUCGAACCCCAUCUGGUUGAUACAGUAAAAAUGUACGCGGGCGAGCGCUACGCCGUGCUUGUGAAACUCGACCAGCAGCCAGGCGACUACACUAUCCAUGUGCCGGAUAGCGGGCUGACGCAGGUAAUCAGCGCAUAUGCUACGCUGCGAUACAAGACAUCUGGCCGCGACAGGGAACGGCCGCGCAUAGAGAGCGCCCUCACGUACGGUGGUCAAAACACCAGCGAGCUCGUCACGCUCAACCGAGACCAUCUGCCCCCGUACCCGCCUCUGACGCCAGCGCCAAAGGCUGAUGUCCACCAUGUCCUGUAUACGCACCGAUGGCACAGCCCUUGGCAGUACACCAUCAGCGGUGGUGGUAUGUAUGCCGAGGAUCGUAGCGCCUAUGCGCCACUACUAUACGACACGGAGCAGCCCGAUGCGCUCAACGAAAGUCUCGUCAUCCGCACGCGCAACGGUAGUUGGGUCGACCUGGUGCUACAAGUGGGCUCAUUACCCGACCAACCUCAGGAAUUCCCACAUUUUAUCCAUAAGCACACCGGGAAGACAUGGCAGGUCGGCGCCGGCGAGGGUAUCUGGAACUACUCGUCUGUCGAUGAAGCUGCCGCGGCCGAGCCGUCCAGUUUCAACUUUAAAAACCCAAACUACCGCGAUACCUUCGUUACCUCGUUCGACGGACCAUCAUGGAUUGUGCUGCGCUACCAGGUAGUCAACCCGGGUCCAUGGCUAUUCCACUGCCACAUCGAGACCCAUCUGGCCGGCGGCAUGGCCGUGGUCAUCCUCGACGGUAUCGACGCCUGGCCGGAGAUACCACCAGAGUAUGCCGUCGAUGCCUACGGCUUCUUCCCCGGACAGGAACGCCCCGCACAGUUCCUUGACGGGCUGCAGGCAGGUCAGUCUGCGAACAGUUGGAACACGCUGGUGCACAAGAUGAUUGACUUUUUACAAACUACGAUUUCGUAA